GCUGCGUGUGUUAACCAGUCAGACCAGUAGUGAACGCGCAAUAAGCUCAGGCUAUAAUAAAAGGAUUUAUUCGUUUUACAGUGCGCAAGGACUUCGCUAGCAGCGUUUGUUAAAUUUUGCUCUAGAUAUUUCUAGAGACUGAAAAUCUGCAGAUGUUUAGUUCAAAAGACGAAAUGCAGCACAGUAGCUGCGACAAGUUUUCCAGCUCCAGGCUUCACCCAGGUGAAGAAGACCCCCUGGACUCUGCCUACUUUUCGGAGGAGCGCCAAGACUCUGCAUAUAGUUCCAUUCCGCAUACACAUAAUGCAGAUACAGAGAAGGUACCUCAUGGUUCGGGAAAGCUCAAUUCAAUUUCAGACAGUUUUGGUCAGUUGAGCUUAGAUGCAUCCCAAACUAAGCCAGCCUGUGUGGAUACAACCAGCUUAGAAUCUGGCUGCUAUAGUAUACCAGAAGAAAUCCCUGCAGAUCCUCCAAGUGACUCAUGGUCUAAGGAGAUCAAAUUUGUCAUUCCAAUUGAACAGCGUGUGCAACUUUUUGAAGGCGACAGAGAUGGUGACAACAAACUUCAUCUUAGUAUUCUAAAAAACAGCACAAACUUAUCACUUCUCAUCAUUAAACUUGCACCAAGCUACUACUUUUUGAACUACUGCAACUUUCUCAGACAAACGCCACUUCAUCUUGCUGUCCUUACAAACCAGCCUACAGUUGUAAGGAAAUUGCUGUGUGCAGGAGCUGAGGCUACUGCACAGGACAGAGAUGGUAACACAGCUUUGCAUCUGGCCUGCAGAGAAGGCUAUGAAGACAUUGUUAAACAACUUUUAAUGCCUGUGCAGUAUGAAGAAACACAGGAAAACACAUAUGACAUUCCUUUUCAAAGACUACCUCAGGAUAUGAGUAUCAGGAACUUUGAAGGAGAAACAUGUCUUCAUAUUGCAGUGCGACAUUCACGCAUAAGGAUAGUUAAAAUGUUAUUGGACUCUGGUGCAGAUAUUAACAUUGGUGAUGGGAAAAGUGGUAGAACAGCCUUGCACAUAGCAUCUGAGCAAAAUCUUGUCGAACUUGUUCUUUUGAUUCUCAGACGAAGUGACACUGAAGUAAAUGUAAAAAACUAUGCUGGGCUUACCCCAGUGCAACUAGCAUAUGGAAGGGGACAUGAGAAAAGUGUUGACCUUAUUUGUAGGCAUAUUGGAGCAUAUGAUGUAUCUUUAAGUGACAAUUCUGAUGCUGAGGACUAUUCUGAUGAUGACAUGUCUGUUGACUUGUAAAAAUUAUUUUAUGUAUUUAAAAUAAGUUUUUCUUCAAAUUGUUGUGACACCCUUGUGAUUUGAGAAUUAGGAUAAGUAUGAAAGAACAUGAAUGGAAUUAAGUUACUUAAUCUAAUGUCAUGAAAGUUUAUAAAAUAUCCAUUGUGCAGCAACAUAUACAUUUUUUUAUUAUAUUUUAAUUAUGCAUUUCUAAUGUCUAAUUGGAUAAUUCACAAGAUAUAAAGUUUAAUUUUCAAUCUCAUAUUAUCCUGUGACUUAUUUCAACUGAAACUUGCCUGUGGAUUGUCCUACAUCGAAUCCUGAGGAUAGUGUAUGCAUAAUAUUAAUUAGUGGUGGAAUACCUGUGGUGUGAAUGUUAAAUUAUUGUUCCUAAUUCUCUAAUCCCAAUGGUUUUCCUCUUGUUUAUACUUAAUAGUACACCAUGCAAUAUUAGGUAUUAAUACAAGGGGAUUAUUUGUUUGUAAAUUAUUUGCUUAGUGUUUUUUUUUUUUUUUUUUUUGAAUUAUGCAAAUAAGUGUAUAAUUAUUGAUCAUCUGUCUAGAGAAAUGUGUAUUAUUUCCCUAAAAUUUGAAUCUACUCAUACAUUUGCUUCUUUCACUGUAAAUUAUGUUUUUUCCAUUGACAAUAAAUUUUUUGUUGAUAAUGUAA
Messenger RNA from Physella acuta, 1913 nucleotides. Its product is annotated as NF-kappa-B inhibitor cactus. Gene Ontology annotation, molecular function: NF-kappaB binding. The record is from RefSeq and is a predicted model, not a curated record. Gene Ontology annotation, cellular component: cytosol. Gene Ontology annotation, biological process: cellular response to tumor necrosis factor. Lineage: Eukaryota; Metazoa; Mollusca; Gastropoda; Physidae.